GAUUCCCUCCUUUCCCCUUUCUUUCUUUACUCCACGAGUACAAGAGAACAGUGUGUAUCCUCUUCUUCCUCCUCCUCCUCCGUUGUUUCUUUUUCUCUGGAUUAUAUGAUACCACUACGUACUGUUGCUUCGAAUCAAUCUGGAUCUUCUUCUUCUAUAAACUACUUUAUAAUUUCUACUCCGCCUUUUAUCUCCCACUAAUUUCUGUGGUUUUGUUUCUCAUUGAAUUAAAAGAGAAAAUGGGGAGGUGGUUAUCCGAUGGUAUUUUUAUGUGGGUAGUUUUCCUGAUUUCAAAUGUAUUGAUGUGUGGAGUAGUGAGUGGGAUUGGUGCAAACUGGGGCACACAGGCAAGCCACCCUCUACCCCCAGAUAGGGUGGUGAGCCUGCUGAGACAAAAUGGUAUUCAAAAGGUUAAGCUCUUUGACGCGGAUUAUGACACUCUGAGAGCUUUGGGUAAGUCCGGAAUUGAGGUCAUGGUGGGUAUUCCUAAUGAUAUGCUGGCAUCUCUAGCCUCCAGUUUUAAGGCAGCUGAGAAAUGGGUCUCCCAAAAUGUCUCAGCACACAUCUCCUCCAAUAGUGUUAAGAUCAGGUAUGUUGCAGUUGGAAAUGAACCUUUCUUGGAAACAUAUAAUGGUAGCUUCCUCAGGACAAUCUUCCCUGCUUUGCAGAAUGUUCAGUCAGCCCUCAUAAAAGCUGGGAUUAGUAACCAAGUAAAGGUGACAGUUCCCCAAAAUGCUGACGUCUAUAAUAGUUCCAAUGGCCUUCCAUCUGGUGGUGACUUUCGAACUGAGAUCCAUGGUCUAAUGCUUCAAAUUAUCAAGUUCUUGAGUGACAAUGCCGCCCCUUUCACAGUGAACAUUUACCCGUUUAUUAGCCUUUAUAUUGAUGCCAAUUUUCCAGUUGAUUAUGCAUUCUUCGAUGGCAAUGCAUCCCCUGUUUCAGAUGGCAGUUUAACCUACUACAAUAUGUUUGAUGCGAAUUAUGACACUCUAGCAUGGGCCCUGCAGAAGAAUGGUUUUGGAAACUUACCGAUCAUAGUUGGAGAAAUUGGAUGGCCAACUGAUGGAGACCCUAAUGCUAAUCUAGUUUAUGCUCAGAAGUUCAACCAAGGUUUCAUGUCCCACAUUUUGAGCGGGAGAGGAACUCCAAUGAGACCAGGGCCAAUUGAUGCAUAUUUAUUUAGUUUAAUCGAUGAGGAUUCAAAGAGCAUCGAUCCAGGAAAAUUUGAACGACACUGGGGAAUAUUUACUUUUGAUGGAAUACCUAAAUACCAGCUUAAUCUUGGUACAACAAAUUCAGGGUCUGUAGUAGCAGCAAAGGGGGUGCGCUAUUUGGAGCGUAAGUGGUGUGUGAUGAAGCCAUCCGCCAGCCUUGAUGACCCACAAGUGGCACUCAGUGUGAGUUAUGCUUGCGGACUUGCAGAUUGCACAAGCCUUGGUUACGGUACGUCUUGUGGAAACUUGGAUGCCAGAGGAAACAUUUCUUAUGCAUUUAAUAGUUACUAUCAGAGGAACAAUCAACUGGACGUUGCUUGCAAGUUCCCAAACCUCUCAAUGAUCACCAAAACAAAUCCAUCAGUUGGAUCUUGCAGGUUUGAGUUAAUGAUCGAACCAUAUUAUGGAGGUGUAGGCUCAGAAAGGAAGCUCGGAAUCCUCCAAAGGCCUUUGAGCCUGGUUGUGGUUCUUAUUCUCUUUUCGCUAAAUGUAAUGUGAAUUGAUUUAUGCCAGGGCUGCUUUUCUGAUUAUUCAUGAGAAUACUACGUGACACAUUAGCUAGUUAGGGAACCGGCAUUCUAUUCCAUUUCAACACCGGAGGAUAUUAUGUGGCCUAGUGAAAGGUAGCAGUGAUUCAACAUUAUUUGGUUCAAAUUUUGAAAAUUUCAAGGUAAUGUAUAACAGCUUCAAAUUCUGCAAAUUGCAUGGGAUGUAUUCUAGUUAUUGCUUUGUAUUGUAGGAUGUUAAUUUUGAACAGUGUGCUGCUUGGACUUGUGACGAUGCU
Argentina anserina (silverweed cinquefoil) is the source of this 1998-nucleotide messenger RNA. RefSeq names its product glucan endo-1,3-beta-glucosidase 6. The transcript is spliced from 2 exons. Bases 240 to 1712 code for a protein of 490 amino acids. Gene Ontology annotation, molecular function: hydrolase activity, hydrolyzing O-glycosyl compounds. Gene Ontology annotation, biological process: carbohydrate metabolic process. Lineage: Eukaryota; Viridiplantae; Streptophyta; Magnoliopsida; Rosales; Rosaceae. Gene Ontology annotation, cellular component: plasma membrane. The record is from RefSeq and is a predicted model, not a curated record.